GAAACCCAAGAUGACUCAGCACUUCUGUGGCUGGAUGAAAUACAAAAAGGGAUCAGCGAUGGCAAUAACAACAUAAAAGAAGCAUUAAUCUUGGCUGUUGGAACAUCAGUGACUAACAAGUGCUUGGAGAAUGGUGAUUCACAGUCAAUCCUGAUGGUACUGCAGUCCAAGUUUGGAUUAAGAGUAAUUCCUGAGUGUGCUGAAGCCUACUUCAGGAACCUCUCUGAAGCCAAAAACCUGAAAACUACAGAAGGUUCCAGUGAAGGUCCAUGGAUUAAACUUGUAAUGAAAGGCAUGUAUGAUUACUAUUACAAUGUGCAAAAUGAGGAAGGUACCUGUGCUGCCCCUGUAGGAGUUGUACCAAAAACUUCAUGGCUAACUGGUGAAGAAAUCCAGAACAUUGUUGGGCAAGUUACAGCAGAUUACAAUCGAGAGCAGCUCUGGCUUGCUAAUGAAAAUCUCAUUGUUCAGCUGCAAGCCCGAGCAAGGGGAUUCCUAGUCAGAAAAAACUAUCAGGAGAGAAAAGCAUAUCUUCAAAACCAGGAGCCAUCUGCCAUCAAAAUACAGGCUUACUGGAAAGGAUACAAGCAAAGGAAAAGCUAUGUUGAAAGAUUAAAGGUGCUUCAAGGCAACGUUGCUGCUGUUGUUAAGAUUCAGUCAUGGGUCAAAAUGUGGCUGGCAAAGAGAGCUUACAGGAAACGUCUGCAAUACUUCAAGGAUCACAAUGAUCAAAUUGUGAAGAUACAAGCAUUUCUCAGAGCAAACAAAGCCAGGGAGGACUACAGAACACUAAUUGGUGCUGAAAAUCCACCCUUGAGUGUUCUGCGCAAAUUUGCCUACCUCUUGGACCAAAGUGACUUAGACUUUCAAGAAGAGCUAGAAGUGACGAGGUUAAGGGAAGAAGUGGUUACCAAAAUUCGAUCCAAUCAACAGCUGGAAAAGGAUUUGAACUUAAUGGAUAUAAAGAUUGGAUUGCUGGUGAAAAACAGAAUCACUCUUCAGGAUGUGGUACUGCACAGUAAGAAACUUAACAAAAAGAGCAAAAGUCAGCUGGAGGAGAUGGUUAUGGUUGACAAACAGGGGAUCAAAGGUUUGAGUAAAGAGAGAAGAAAGAAGCUGGAGGCUUACCAACAUUUAUUCUACCUGCUACAGACCAAUCCCACAUAUCUGGCAAAGCUGAUUUUCCAGAUGCCACAAAACAAAUCAACCAAGUUUAUGGACACAGUCAUCUUUACUCUAUACAACUAUGCCUCCAAUCAGCGAGAAGAAUAUCUGCUUCUCAAACUCUUCAAAACUGCUCUAGAAGAGGAGAUAAACUCUAAGGUAGACCAGAUUCAGGACAUCGUUACUGGAAACCCUACUGUCAUUAAGAUGGUCGUCAGCUUCAACCGAGGUGCUCGUGGGCAGAACACUCUGCGCCAGCUCCUGGCCCCAGUGGUGAAGGAGAUCAUGGAUGACAAGUCCCUUAUCAUCAACACUAGUCCUGUGGAUGUGUACAAGUCAUGGGUAAACCAGCUAGAAAUGCAGACUGGUGAGGCCAGCAAAUUGCCAUAUGAUGUAACCACAGAACAAGCAUUGACACACACAGAAGUGGUCAAUAAACUGGAAUCAUCGAUUCAGAGUUUGCGAGCAGUUACUGACAAAGUUCUCACAUCCAUAUUCUCUUCUCUCAAUAUGAUGCCUUAUGGAAUGAGAUAUAUAGCCAAAGUUCUGAAGAGCUCUCUCCACGCAAAAUUCCCAGAUGCGACAGAAGAUGAACUACUAAAGAUUGUUGGCAACCUUCUGUACUAUCGCUACAUGAACCCUGCCAUUGUUGCUCCUGAUGGUUUUGAUAUCAUUGAUAUGACAGCUGGGGGACAGAUACACCCUGACCAGAGGAGGAACCUAGGCUGUGUGGCCAAAGUCCUCCAGCAUGCUGCUUCUAACAAACUCUUUGAAGGAGAGAGUGAACAUCUGUCAUCUAUGAACACUUACCUCUCACAGACCUACCAGAAGUUCAGGAAUUUUUUUCAAGCAGCAUGUGAUGUUCCUGAACCAGAGGAAAAAUUCAAUAUUGAUGAAUACUCUGACAUGGUGACCCUUAGCAAACCUGUCAUAUAUAUCUCCAUUGAGGAAAUUAUCAAUACCCAUUCACUACUAUUGGAACACCAGGAUGCCAUUGCCACUGAGACUAAUGACCUGCUGAAUGAAUUGCUGGAAGGCCUGGGACCUGUUCCUGACAUAGAGUCUUUCCUUG
Molecule: messenger RNA, 2236 nt
Organism: Acanthisitta chloris (rifleman)
Lineage: Eukaryota; Metazoa; Chordata; Aves; Passeriformes; Acanthisittidae
Product: ras GTPase-activating-like protein IQGAP2
Exons: 16
Biological process (GO): regulation of actin cytoskeleton organization; regulation of GTPase activity
Cellular component (GO): cytoplasm
Molecular function (GO): actin filament binding; calmodulin binding; GTPase activator activity
Source: RefSeq, a predicted model, not a curated record